Ipomoea nil (Japanese morning glory) is the source of this 888-nucleotide messenger RNA. Its product is annotated as protein NRDE2 homolog. Gene Ontology annotation, cellular component: catalytic step 2 spliceosome. Gene Ontology annotation, molecular function: protein binding. Gene Ontology annotation, biological process: negative regulation of RNA catabolic process; regulatory ncRNA-mediated post-transcriptional gene silencing. The coding region runs from base 1 to 888 and encodes 295 amino acids. The record is from RefSeq and is a predicted model, not a curated record. The transcript has 3 exons. Lineage: Eukaryota; Viridiplantae; Streptophyta; Magnoliopsida; Solanales; Convolvulaceae.
AUGGAUGUUGCUCGGUACAAACUUCAUAACACUAGGAAAACAUUUGAGCUUACUUAUUUCUGGUGGAACCAUAAUAGCAUUUUUGAUCCAGACGGUGAUGUUGAUGCAUUUGAUAGCAAGCUCAGAGCUGAGGGUCGCUACUGGUCUGCAAAAUAUGCCGCUAUGGAGCGUCAUAAGAACUUGAAGCAAACUCGAAUGUUUUCUCAUGCAAGGCCCCAGUUGAAAGAUUCUGUUGAUUUUAUCCCUUUGAUUGAUGAAGGAUCUGGAGGUGAAUCAGUUUCAGGAGCUACUGUAGUGGAGGAAUCAUGGGAAGAUGAAAUAUUUUGCAAGACAAAGGAGUUCAACAAGAUGACAAGAGAACGACCACAUGAUGAGAAAAUUUGGUUGGACUUUGCUGAUUUUCUUCAAAUACUUGAAAAGAAGAUUAGUAUUCUGGAGAAGGCUACUGAACUUAAUCCAGACAGUGAAGACCUGCUUCUCUCUCUUAUGAAUGCUUACCAGAGCAGAGAUAGUAUAGAUGGUGAAUUUUCAAGAUUCAAGGUGUCUGAAAUGAGAAAAAUUUAUGCAAAUGCAAUACAAGCUUUAUCUGGUGCAUGCAGUAAGCAGCAUAGGCAGGUCUGCCAAGGUGCUAUGCCAGUUUCUCUUGAUCCAGCUAUUGUAAAACUAGAAGUUGGUUUAGUUGAUAUAUUUAUGUCUCUCUGUCGGUUUGAGUGGCAAGCGGGGUACAAAGAGUUGGCUACUGCCCUGUUUCAAGCAGAGAUUGAAUAUAGCUUGUUCUCCCCUUUUCUUCUUAGCAAAAACAGUAAACGAAGACUUUUGAACAUUUUUGGAGUAGCAAUGGUGCUAGAGUUGGGGAAGAUGGAGCACUUGGCUGGUCAACGUGGUUAG